Penaeus vannamei (Pacific white shrimp) is the source of this 660-nucleotide messenger RNA. NCBI's taxonomy places the organism in Eukaryota, Metazoa, Arthropoda, Malacostraca, Decapoda, Penaeidae. The record is from RefSeq and is a predicted model, not a curated record.
AUGCCGUCGACCUCAAGCUGUGCCCGAUCGCUCCUGCUCCUGCUUUUACCCCUGAUCCUCCUCCUGCUAUUCCUACUCCUGAUCCUGGUUUUAACUCUGAUCCUCCUCCUGCUUAACCCUGAGUCUACUGCUAUUGCUAUUCCUGCUACUGCUGUUACCCCUGAUCCUACUCCUGCUAUUCCUCCUCCUGAUCCUGGUUUUAACUCUGAUCUUCCUCCUUCUACUCCUGCUAUUCCUAUUCCUGCUCCUGCUGUUACCCCUGCUCCUACUUCUGCUUUUGCUCCUGAUCCUACUCCUGCUGUUACCCCUGAUCCUACUCCUGUUCUACCCUUGAGUCUACUCCUGCUAUCCUAUUCCUGCUCCUGCUAUUUGCUCCUACUUCUGCUUUUGCUCCUUGAUCCUACUCCUGCUGUUACCCCUGAUCCUACUCCUGCUCUACCCUUCUACUCCUGCUUCCUAUUCCUGCUCCUCCUGCUUACCCCUGCUCCUACUUCUGCUUUUGCUCCUGAUCCUACUCCUGCUGUUACCCCUGAUCCUACUCCUGAGUCUACUCCUGCUAUUCCUAUUCCUGCUCCUGCUGUUACCCCUGCUCCUACUUCUGCUUUUGCUCCUGAUCCUACUCCUGCUGUUACCCCUGAUCCUCCUCCUGAUCUACCCUGA